AUGGCGCCGGACGCUACAGCGACUUACACCAACCGGAUUGAUGCUAGGGCCAGCUUGCAGUUGGAUGGAGUCGGUGACGGCUCUACACACGAUGUUAAUGGGUUACCCUGCCAAUAUACCCCUCACAGCGCUCGGAAAAGCGAUCAUUUUGCGAUGGCGUCCGACAAAGUGGUAGGAAUGGUAUUUGAGCACUCAGAGGAGGCCCCUCAUACACCGGGCCGUCGCACGACUUCAAGAACGUCCCUGGUGGAUGUCUCUGAAGGAUCCGCAGCCCCUUCCACGCUCACUGAGUGGUCGCGGGACACAUCACCUAGCAGGGACCACGACAAGAAUCCGGAGCGCGUUUUGAGAUUAUCUCCGGCCAAGAUGCAGGAACUCACAUCUUCACCGCAGUCUAUCCCUUACCGCGCAGCGCCACCAGAGCAACCCGACCGUGGCCGACGGGCAGUAUCGGAUGGAACGCAUGCAGCAGCCUCGUCGUCCGAAUCGGUAGAGCCUAGGACGCUACCGUCUGUGGAAGAAACAAAAUUAUCCUCCGACCAUAUACCUAAACUCCGUUUGCCAAAAGAGCUUUCCAUUGACACCUCGGCUUCAACAACUGGGAGGAUACCCACGUCAUCCUCUUCGCGCAGUCGACCGCAGGCCUCACGGGCUGUGUCAACACCUAGCUCACGGCGACAGACCUUGCCGGCGACGAAUGACCGGCUGGCCCAGACAUGGGCGUCUCGAACAAAGCAGGAUCGUCUUCCGAUCGCUCGAGAAGCAGAUUCGAAACAUCUUGAACCGUCUCCGCAGAUGAAGGAACAGGCCUUGCCUUCGCCAAUGCCGCCCAAUAUACCUCUGCCACCUCUAUCUGUUCCCACCUAUCUUCAGUUGGAGCUGGCGUCAGGGCGGCCAUCACCGCUGUACAUCCACCGCUCUGCAAUGUCCGACUUUCCUUAUGAAUCAUCACGAGUCAAGCUUGAACGCCUGAUGAAUUUCCUGAUGCUUCCGCCAGCGGUGGAGCAGGUACUCUGGUUUGGCAUAUUGGCAUGUCUGGAUGCGUGGCUGCAUUCUUUCACUAUCCUCCCGCUCCGGUUUCUGAAGGCUCUGUACAUACUAAUCGAGUCAUGGAUCUUGAACCUAGGGGUGGAAUUCCGAUAUGUGUCUGGCUUUGUGAUCAAAGGGGUGGGCCGGGUGUGGCGGAGACGCAACAGGACCGUAUCGAUCGACGAACCACCUCGUGGCUCUGACGUGGGACGCCCGCACAAAGGUGAAACAGCACCCGGGGAGCGAGAUCCCCCCGCAAAGGCAACCGAGUCUCGAAAGAGGCACCGAUCUCAUGGACAUCGACUCCAACAUCGCCGGCAGAAGAGCAUCCCGUCAGCGCUCAUGCCCGAUGACAAGGCCGACAUUCUCAAGGGAUUACUCAUGAUUGCUACCUGCUGCGUUCUUAUGCGCUUCGAUGCGAGUCGAAUGUACCACUGGAUUAGGGGCCAGGCAGCUAUCAAGCUCUAUGUAAUUUACAACGUCCUAGAGGUCAGUGAUCGACUGUUUGGCGCCAUUGGUCAAGAUGUGCUUGAGUGCCUAUUCUCGCGAGAGGCGCUCGAGCGGCGACCCGACGGCCGCAGCAAGAUAUUUCGGCCAUUUGGGCUCUUCUUGCUGGCGCUGGCCUAUACGGUCAUCCAUUCCACAGCAUUGUUCUACCAGGUGAUGACGCUGAACGUUGCAGUCAACUCUUACUCUAACGCGCUGAUUACCCUGUUGCUCUCCAAUCAAUUCGUCGAAAUCAAAUCCACGGUCUUCAAGAAGUUCGAGAAGGAGAACCUCUUUCAACUGACCUGCGCGGACGUAGUGGAGCGGUUCCAAUUAUGGCUCAUGCUGACUAUCAUCGCAUCGCGCAACAUCGUCGAAACCGGGGCCUUCAACAUCUUCAGUUCUCUGGGAUCCAGCUUCACAUCGACCAGCACCAACAGCACCCCACUAACGACUCCGCCACGAACAUCUUCAUCCAUCCUUCCCCAAUCCUUCACAAUCGUCCCGUCAUCGAUCAUUGCCUCCUUCAGCCAGGCCAACUCCUAUCUCCCGACGUUGGCGCAAGUGCUGGGCCCCUUCCUCGUCGUCUUGGGCUCUGAGAUGCUAGUCGACUGGCUCAAGCACGCGUACAUCAACAAGUUCAACAACACUCGCCCGGCCAUCUACGGCCGCUUCCUCGAUAUCCUGGCCAAAGACUACUACACGAACGCGUUCGCAGACCAGAACCUCAUGCGCCGGCUGGGGCUGCCCGUGAUCCCGCUAUCCUGCCUUUUCUUCCGCGUCAGCGUGCAGACCUACCAGAUGUUCAUCGCCGCCCUGCUGCCCCAACCGCCCGCCUCUUCCACCGCAGUGGAAUCCACCUCCCUCUCCGCCAUCCACAGCCAAUACGUCCCCGCCCCGAUGCCCUCUCCGCCCCCGCUCACUUUUCAGAACUUCAUCCCCACCUCCACCGCUUACGCCGGGGCCUGGUUCCGCCAGAUGCUCGCCAAUACCAUGCCGACCCCAGCCUCAUCCGUCUACAUUUUUACCAUAGUCCUCAUUCUGACUGGCUAUGUCGUCCUCCUCAUCCUCAAGUUGCUGCUGGGCAUGCUCCUCCUCGCGCUCGCGCGCUCCCGGUACAGGGCCAUGAAGCUGCGCGAGGUCGAGCACAACCACCCCGCCAUCUCAGCCUUGACCUCCUCGUCCACAGCAGCAGGAGGAGCAGCAGCAGCAGCAGCAGCAUCAGCAACAGUCCAACCCCGCCCCCGCGACUUUGCUGUCGAGGGCAGCCGUCGCGUCGGAGGAUGGGGCGUCGUCGAGGUGAACGACGACCACCGCCGGUGGAUCUACGCGGAUGACCCGGACGGACUCCGCAAGCUGAAAGCGAAGGAAGAGAAGGACGCCAAGUCCGGCGGGAAGGAGGAGUUGCACCUCGAUCAUGUGCAGCGGUACGAGAUGGUUGCCAAGCGCAUUUGGUGA
Messenger RNA from Aspergillus saccharolyticus JOP 1030-1, 2973 nucleotides. Its product is annotated as DUF747-domain-containing protein. Gene Ontology annotation, biological process: maintenance of protein localization in endoplasmic reticulum. Gene Ontology annotation, cellular component: endoplasmic reticulum membrane. Bases 1 to 2973 code for a protein of 990 amino acids. Lineage: Eukaryota; Fungi; Ascomycota; Eurotiomycetes; Eurotiales; Aspergillaceae. The transcript has 2 exons. The record is from RefSeq and is a predicted model, not a curated record.